Messenger RNA from Neoarthrinium moseri, 1461 nucleotides. RefSeq lists its product as uncharacterized. The record is from RefSeq and is a predicted model, not a curated record. Gene Ontology annotation, cellular component: nucleus; NuA4 histone acetyltransferase complex; Rpd3S complex. The transcript is spliced from 3 exons. Gene Ontology annotation, biological process: regulation of DNA-templated transcription; chromatin organization. Lineage: Eukaryota; Fungi; Ascomycota; Sordariomycetes; Amphisphaeriales; Apiosporaceae. Bases 1 to 1461 code for a protein of 486 amino acids.
AUGGACACUCGCACCACCAGGCGAAUCACUCGCAGCGAGCGCCGGAGAGAGAAAUUUGACGCCACCGACAAUCCUACCGAGCAGGCAGACUUAAUGCUAGCUUCUCACAAGAGAAGAACUCGAGGUCGCGCUCCAAGCUUCAUUAAGGAGGAGAUUGGGUUCGACAAAGCGUUACAGCAGGCCUUGACUUUGUCCCUGCAAGAGAGUGGUCCCCCUACCCGCAGCCCGACCUCAUGUUCGACUGGCACAGGUGAUAGUCAUGCUGCACCGAGCAGUGAGAGCCCAGCACUCAAAGAAUUUGAGAGUCGGCCUGAGCGCCAAGCUCGGCAGAGAUCACCAGUCUCAAAACCCUCUAAGACGCUAGAGAUACCUCGUACGAAGAAGCGAAAAUUGGCGCACUCCUUGUCUCUUGAAGAGCCGCCUCAUGGCGAGACAACGAUCAAGCAACCUUCGGAUGCAGCAAUUACCAAGAAGCUUGCGGCAAAGGAGGCCAGAUAUGCGGCUGUGGCUGCCAGAAAUGACCAUCUCCUGCAUCUUCCGCCCACCAACGGCCAGAUUUAUGUGAAUAAAAGGGGAGUCUUGGUCCGAAGCCGAAACGAUGACCCUUAUAACGCCCACGUCAACGAUGCACCCCCUCAUCCCAAAAUCAUCCAGGCCGAGAAAGCAGGCACUUUGACUCGAGAAAAAUUACGAUGGUACAAGGACAUGGCUCAUGAUGUCAACAUUCCCGUGGCCGGAAUACCCUCUGACAAACCUUGGCGUCCGAAGUUGGACUAUUCAGCGGUGUUCGCGCCCGGAGUCUUGGAUCGCGAUAUGUGGCGCUCUUUGGAUCGCAUUCCUACACUGACUUUUGGACCAGUCGAGUUCAUCAUGAAACACAAAGAGCUAAUUGAUGACUUACAGGAGGAUGCCUUCCACCAGCGCCCGUCGAUUAAGAUUCACGUGCCCGAUCUGCUGAAAGGUCUGCUGGUUGAUGACUGGGAGAACAUCACCAAGAACAACCAGCUUGUUCCCCUUCCGCACCCCAACCCCGUCACAAAGCUUCUCAACGACUACCUCGAGUACGAGAAGGCCCAGCGCCAGGAGGGCUCUGCAGCUAUUGAUAUCUUGGAGGAGACUGUCUCCGGUCUGAGGGAGUACUUCGACAAGUGCCUUGGCAGAAUUCUACUGUACCGUUUUGAGCGUCCUCAGUAUGCUCAGAUUCGCGAGAAGUGGAACGAUUCCACAUCAGAGCUCUUUGGCAAGACUGCUUGCGACACCUACGGCGCUGAGCACUUGAUGCGCCUGAUGACUUCUCUUCCCGAGCUGGUUGCUCAGACCAACAUGGACCAGCAGUCCGUGAACCGCCUCCGUGAGGAGCUUGCCAAGCUCUGCCAGUGGCUGGAGAAGAACGCUGCCGAAUACUUCCUGAGCGAAUAUGAGACGCCCGCUGCUGACUAUCCCGACAAGCCGAAGAAUUAG